GAGAAGGAAGAUGGAGAAACGGCCUGGCGAGAAGGGGAGGAUAAGGGAGGAACAAGGCUAUCAGCGGGAGCAGGUGGUCCAGGAGAAAGUUCAGGAGAAAGUUCAGGUGCCAGUGGAGGAGUUGCACAGGCCUGGCAAAUCGACGGGCAGUGGAAGGGCUUUCCAAGAGGAGACAACGGAGCAGGAUACGGAGCUGGCGCAGAAACGGGCCCUACCACCAGCACUUCACAGCGCUGGUGGCAGGGGGCCCGACAGUUCUCUGGAGUUUGGGCUUGGAAGGAAAGUGGCCACAGCAGGGGGGAGCAGCCGGAUGCAUCAGUCAUCAUUCCCCCUGGUGCAGUCUGGUGCCAGUAACGCUGCCUGCACCAACAGCAGCAGCAGCAGCAGCAGCAGGGGCAGCAGCACCACCACCACUACCACCACCACCACCACGAGCACCAGGAAAUCAUUUGUGCUGGCUGCUAGUGGUGCCAGCCUGUCACACUCGCAUGACAGCAAUUAUCCGCUGCAGGGUGGCAUUGCGGCAACCAGUGACAUGCUACUGGCGUUGGCAAGCAGCUUCGUGGGAAGCACACCAGUAGCAGGAGCAGCAGGAGCAGCAGCAGCAGCAGGAGCAGGAGGAGAGGGAGGGGCGGGAAGAGCAGGAGCAGGAGGAGCACGAGGAGCGGCAGCAGCAGCAGCAGCAGCAGCAGGAGGAGGAGGAGGAGGAGGAGGAGGAGGAGGGGCAGCAGCAGGAGCAGAAUCAGGAAUAUCCACGCCUUUGCCGCGCGCUGUGCCAGGCUGGGAUAUUCACUGCCGCAUCGACCACCUCAUGCACUGGUAUGCCACCCACACACCCACUCAUAACUGCACUGAUGUUAACAGUGAUGUUGAUGGUGGUGGUAGCUGGGGAAUGGGUAGGGGCGAUGGUGGUGAUGGUUACAGUGGUGGUGGUGGUGGUGGUGGUGGUGGUGGUGGUGGUGGUGGUGGUGGUGGUGGUGGUGGUGGUGGUGGUGGUGGUGGUGGUGGUGGUGGUGGUGGUGGUGGUGGUGGUGGUGGUGGUGGUGGUAACAGCAGGGGCAGCAGUGGUGGUGAUGGGGAGGGUGGUGGUGGAAGCAAGGGGAGGCAGUAGUGCACGCAAUAAUUGUUAACACCGGUC
Messenger RNA from Closterium sp. NIES-67, 1138 nucleotides. Lineage: Eukaryota; Viridiplantae; Streptophyta; Zygnematophyceae; Desmidiales; Closteriaceae. The record is from the annotation of a GenBank genome assembly.